This is a messenger RNA of Bactrocera tryoni, 3995 nucleotides long. It is a transcript of the gene Kr-h1, whose product is annotated as Krueppel homolog 1. Gene Ontology annotation, cellular component: nucleus. The transcript is spliced from 4 exons. Lineage: Eukaryota; Metazoa; Arthropoda; Insecta; Diptera; Tephritidae. Gene Ontology annotation, molecular function: DNA-binding transcription activator activity, RNA polymerase II-specific; RNA polymerase II cis-regulatory region sequence-specific DNA binding. Gene Ontology annotation, biological process: regulation of transcription by RNA polymerase II. The record is from RefSeq and is a predicted model, not a curated record. Bases 1365 to 3953 code for a protein of 862 amino acids.
UAUGUAUGUACAUACAUACAUACAUAUGUAUAUGUAUAUGCAUGUAUAAAACAUAAUGUACCUGAAAACAAACAUUUACACAUGAUAUCGACUCAAUGUAUUUGUUAGUGUACACACGCAACGCUGCCAUAGCUAAAAACAGUGCGAAUUUUAGUAGCUGCCGCUGUUUGCUGGUGUGCGUGCGCGCCGAAUGGAACCUAGGUCAAUAUUGUUUCUAGUGCGACGAGAGAAAUUAUAAGCAGUCGACUUGCAGCAAUGGCUAGAUAUGCAUAUACAUAUGUAUGUACAUAAGUGAGCUUUUGGUGGGAGUUAAGGGAGCCACGAUAUCAACUAUACAGCAAAUAAUAUAAAAUGUUUGACAAAGGGAAAAAGCUGCCGAGCCUAGAGGCUCUCAAACGCUUUCACUCAUAUUUACGCUAGUAUAUCGAGAAAAAGAGCGAAAGCAGUAAAUUGGCAAUGCAAAAUUAAUUAACGCUAAUAUAAUAAGCUAAAAUGACUUGUUCCUAAAAUACCAUUAGUGUGUCUGACUGCUAUAAACAGUCUAACUGUUGCUUUCGUUCUUUGUUUUUUUCCUAAAACCCCUUACUCGUAGAUCAGCGGGGCACAAUGCGCGUGUGCCGAUGAAACAUCUACCAACAAUUUGUGUUAAACCCAAAUAAAAGCGUCGGAAAUAUCUCAACGCACUGUUUAAAUACUCUCACAUAUACUCGUAUACAUAUAUGUAUGCAUAUAUUGUCAAUGUAUUUGGAAAAACGUGAAUGCUGCUAACUUAAUGCAUAACGUAUUGAGUGCCUUGGCAAGUUUAACCAUACGCUUUAUCUACAAAAACAACAUUAAUAAAAAGUACACAUACACACAUGUACACCUUUCCACAUUAUGAGCUACAAUUUAGGUUCUAAUCGGAUCGUUGCUCAUUCCGAAACAAUUCCAAGACACACACUCGCCUAAAUUGUACCGCUGAAAGCACGCUAUAUCCGAAAUAGCGCAUAACGCCCGCGCGACUUCAACUUAGUGCUAACUGAACCUGAAGUGAAACGAGCGAACAACUUUUGUUAAUAUUUUAUUUUAUAAUAAUUUAACGUGUCUAGUACUAAUAAGUAAUAUCUAUGAUUUGUGUAUUUCAGUGUCAUUGACGUUUCUGUUACUAAAAAGUUCAGAACGAAACAAAUAAAGAAAACUUUUGGUGUAAAUUUAUAACACUCAAAUUAAUCAAAUAUAUUUUAAUACGUAAACAAUCUAAAAGCUAUAAGCUGACGAGUAUUUUACUUCGUGCAUAUGUGAUUUAAAUAAGGAGCACAAACUUUUCAACCGGACAAAGAAUCGAAAUUGCACCAAAAAACGGCUUUUAUGAGACACCAAAUAAAAUGGUAUAUCACCAAUCUUCACCACUGGUUAUUAAGACAGAGAAGCUUAAUCAAGCCCAAUUCUGCACCCCUCUACAGACAAGAACAGAAUUAAGUUCUGUUACAACAACAAGAAUCUUAGAAGCACAUCAACUGCAGCACGGCGCUCCGGUUCUAUAUAGCAACAACAGCAAUGUUACAACAAUGCAGCAGCAACAGCCAUUAGCGUCAACAUCAUUACCUCAUACAAGUAUUAUACCCAUAAAUGUGACACAAAUGACUGCAGCGAAUAUAAGUUUACCUGCCAAUAUCAAAGCAGAACCGAAUAUCGGCAUAUAUGGAACUGCCGUACCUGCCAGAACCACAAAUGCCCCCGCUACGACGUUGCAAGUAAAUGGCAGUGGCAACGUAAACCGCAAACUAACUGUCAAUAAGCCAAAAUUUAAAUGCGAACAAUGUGGAAUGACCUUCGGUAGUAAAUCGGCACACACCUCACACACCAAAUCUCAUGCGAAAAGCAAAGAUUUAGCUGGUGUUUCCGCGGCAGAGUCUACCAGACGGGCAGAAAUCAGCGAAACUAUUACGCCAGCGGGUAUACCAAAGAUGCCAAAUAUGACAGGUGAUCCAUAUCAAUGUAAUGUUUGUCAAAAAACAUUUGCGGUGCCCGCUAGGCUGAUCCGUCAUUAUCGGACGCAUACUGGCGAACGGCCCUUCGAAUGUGAGUUUUGCCAUAAACUAUUCAGUGUAAAGGAGAAUCUACAAGUUCAUCGCCGCAUACACACCAAAGAACGGCCGUAUAAAUGUGAUGUCUGCGACCGAGCUUUCGAACACUCGGGUAAAUUGCAUCGCCACAUGCGCAUCCACACCGGCGAACGGCCGCAUAAAUGCUCUGUCUGCGAGAAAACAUUUAUACAAUCUGGGCAACUGGUUAUACAUAUGCGUACACAUACCGGCGAGAAGCCCUAUAAAUGUCCCGUUGAGGGUUGCGGUAAGGGCUUUACCUGCUCCAAACAACUGAAAGUGCAUUCACGUACUCAUACCGGCGAAAAACCUUAUCAUUGCGAUAUAUGUUACCGCGAUUUUGGCUACAAUCAUGUACUCAAACUACAUCGCGUACAGCACUAUGGAUCCAAAUGCUAUAAAUGUACAAUUUGCGAUAGGACUUUUGGGAGCAAAAAGGAAAUGGAAGCGCAUAUUAAGGGUCAUGCCAAAGAGUUACCAGAUAACGAGGAUGGAGUUGCAGCUGGUGUUGUUAUUGCCGACAACACCAGCAACUCAGCAUCUAGCAGUUCGAGUGGCGAAGUAUCAUCAACACCGCCUUCGCCUUCAUCAGCUACUCCGUCCGAUGUCGCGCCUGUUAAACCGCGCAAAACCAAGCGUAGUCGCGUUCAAUCCAUAAAAAAAUCUACUUCUAACACGCCUAACCAUCCAUCGCCACGCUCCACAUUAUCGCCAAGCUCAUCACUUGCAUCUACAUCUCGUCUUUCAGAUGGUGUGCCCGAAUCCAUGCCCACAUCGCCACAAACACCACAAACACUGGAAAUCGACCAUCAGAGCCGCGAUAGUGGAGUAGAUAGUGCCAGCAAUAAUCGUCAAUUAUCCAUCUCUUUAGCCGCUAUUAAUUCGACUGACAACAAUGCACAACAUACCUUUACUUAUAUAAUUGAAGAUCUACCAACAGAUCUAAGUAAACAACCUACACCAGAAUUACAACAAACAACAACCACGAAAUUGUAUCCAACACAAAAUUCAUUAAACUAUCAUCAGCAAACAGUUCCACCAAACUACAGUUAUCACCAUCUACAGCAACAGAGCAUAGAUUUCGAUCAGUCUGAACUCGAACCGCCGACUAUCAAUCCGGCUUUACUGGAAGCUGCAUCUAUUGUGAGGCGACGUGAUAUGUUAGAUUCUCCACGUGAAGAGGAAGUUACGUUUGGGGGAAUACCGUUUAAGCAGACACGACACACGGAAAACCAAAACCAAUUUCAACCACAACAUAGAAGCCAUGAUCAUAAAUAUCAAGAGCAAAUGAAUGAGCCCGUUUACGAUAUUGAGCGCUCUAACUUGAUAGCGUCUCCCAUGCCAACGUCAUCGUUCGCAUCACAUCAACUUUCCAUUAGUCAUGAUUUAUCGCAAUACGAUGACACACGAGAGGCCAACGAGUUGAUUGAGCAUUACAAACGAGGAGAGCUUGCGCGACAUGGUCUUCACAAGGGAUACGCACCAGUGCCUAAGUAUGAGCCUUCGCUACUCAACAACGAGAUUGUGCGUCAAGUGGAAGCUGCAAUAGCGCCAUUACGUUCCUCGACUGAAUCGCCAGAACGUUCAUCAUCACCCGAGAGCGACUCCAUGAUGAUGGCCGAUCGUGAUGUAAUGACACUACCGUUGCGCAAACGUAAACUUUACAUGCACGAAGGAUCACCAAUCGAAUCGACAGCUAUAAAUGUGCCCACACGUGAAAUGGAAAAGACACUUGGCCAUAUUGGUCUAGCCUCGGGCAGUGUUGAACCAAACCAUGUCACCAUCGACGCGGUAGCCAAUGCUAACCAUGAAACCGGCGCAAAGGUGAUGCGUAUGAAUUCAGUUAUACAAUUCGCCAAAGCUUCAUAACUUCAAAUGAUCGCAAGUGACUUCAAAUGAUUACGCAAAAAA